Messenger RNA from Amorphotheca resinae ATCC 22711, 999 nucleotides. RefSeq lists its product as hypothetical. The record is from RefSeq and is a predicted model, not a curated record. Gene Ontology annotation, cellular component: cytoplasm; protein farnesyltransferase complex; CAAX-protein geranylgeranyltransferase complex. NCBI's taxonomy places the organism in Eukaryota, Fungi, Ascomycota, Leotiomycetes, Helotiales, Amorphothecaceae. Bases 1 to 999 code for a protein of 332 amino acids. Gene Ontology annotation, biological process: protein geranylgeranylation; protein farnesylation. The transcript is spliced from 2 exons. Gene Ontology annotation, molecular function: protein farnesyltransferase activity; CAAX-protein geranylgeranyltransferase activity.
AUGGGGAAAUACGAGGGCAACCCGGUGUGGGAUGAUGUGGUGCCUAUCCCGCAAGAUGACGGCGAAGGAGCGUUGGCACAGAUCGCCUACACAGAUGAGUAUGCCGAAGCGAUGGGAUAUCUCCGUGCCAUCAUGGCCGCGAAGGAAUACUCCCCUAGAGUUCUCGACCUCACGGAACAUAUCAUAUCUAUGAACGCAGCCCACUACACCGUGUGGCUGUACCGCGCAUCCACGCUCCGCGCCCUGAAUACGCCCAUCGACAAAGAGCUCUCAUGGAUGAAUGAAGUUGCACUCCAGAACCAAAAGAACUACCAGAUCUGGCACCACCGCCAGAUCCUGAUCGACCAAUUAUACCCCAGCAUCUCCUCCGAUCCAGCUGCCAUCCAAGCCCUUGCCGACUCCGAGUUAGCAUUCAUGACCCAGAUGUUCGACGAGGACUCAAAGAACUACCACGUCUGGAGUUACCGGCAGUACCUGGUGCGCAAACUCGGCCUCUUCAAUUCCCCGGCAGAGUUGAAGUCCGUCGAGAAUCUCCUACGGAAAGAUAUCAGGAACAACUCAGCCUGGUCGCACCGCUUCUUCCUCGUCUUCUGCAACCCGGAGUAUUCAACGCCUGAUAGCAAGGCCACAGAAUAUGACGCCCGGAUUCCGGACGCCAUCGUCGAUCGCGAGCUCGCGUUCGCACAGGCGGCUACUUUCGAGGCGCCACAGAACCAGAGCCCGUGGAACUACAUCCGAGGGGUGCUGAGGAAGGGAGGCAGGAAGCUAAGUAGCGUGGAGCAGUUCGCUGGGGAGUUCGUCACGCUUCCCGAGGACGAUUCGGCGGAGGAUGUGAAGAGUAGCCAUGCGCUGGAUUUCCUGGCAGAGGCAUGGAGUGAAGAGGGGAAGACGGAGAAAGCGGAUCACGCGUUGAGACUGUUAGCAGACAAGUACGACAGGAUCCGGAAGAAUUACUGGGAUUGGAGGCGUGCGCCGUUGAAGGAGAAGACGAGUAAGUAG